Colletotrichum scovillei is the source of this 2048-nucleotide messenger RNA. Its product is annotated as SAGA-associated factor 29. NCBI's taxonomy places the organism in Eukaryota, Fungi, Ascomycota, Sordariomycetes, Glomerellales, Glomerellaceae. Gene Ontology annotation, cellular component: SAGA complex. The record is from RefSeq and is a predicted model, not a curated record. The transcript has a single exon. The coding region runs from base 687 to 1727 and encodes 346 amino acids.
CAGCAUCUCCAUGAUCCAUCCCCCAUCUCCAAACACCUUGAUUGCCAUGGCAUUCAGAGACCUGGCCAAUUCAAAAGCUUAAAUCAUUGCCUUUUCUCUUUUUGGUCGCGUCAUGGGCUAAGUUUUCUUGGUCGAUUUCUUUUCUUGUUUCCUUAAAUAGCGUCUUUGCGCCUAGAUACCCCAGCGACACCAGAGAGAAAGAGCUCAAGGCAAGCUCUACCUACCUUAGCUUUGGAACUGAACGUGACCCCCAACCUGCCUGCGACAGCUGGCGGAGCAACAACCAAGUGAACGUUGCGCUUUCCCUGUAAGUGCCUUCAUGCUCGCCUUCCCUGCUUGCAUCUAGCUACCUUGCCUAAACCUGGUUAUCUCAACUCUCCCCUCCCGCAUUUCUAUACUCUUCCUCUUCCACCUCAUCAUCUCUACACCCGACUUAUUCAUUCCCAUCAUCAGCUCAACCCAGGACUGAUAUCAAUAUGACGCAGAAACGGAAGACCAAAACUGAGCAGCCGCCUCGCAGUGGUCAAACUGAGAAGCCUACCACUACCGAACCGAAGCCUGGGAGCUCAACCUCGAGCAUACCUACGAGCACAUCUUCUGCCUCGGCUGCCCGCGACGAGUCCACCUAGAAGAAGCGCGACUCGCCCAAGGUCCAGCCCAGCCCUUUGGAGUCUUUGCAAGCCAAGAUGUCUCAGCGAAACCGAAGCGGCCGCGGCUCAAACCGCAACAAUGGCAGCGGCCAUGGCGAAGAGGUGCAGCUAUGGGAAUCUGCAAAGGAAAAGUUCCACGAGGUUGUGAACGGUGUCAACCAAGAAAAUGACAACUUGGCCGAGCUAUUGAAGCUUGACAAGAAGGCAGCAAUGGCCAGCAUGGACGGUGGAAACCCAUCAGGCAGCGAUCUUAACAAGAUGGAGCAGAACUGCCGUUCCGGUGUCAAGCUGUCGGAGAACAACUCGAACAACAUCAAGAACCUCAUUGAACAGCUUAAAAUUCUCAAGGCUGUGCAGCAGGCCAAGGAAGCAGCAGAGGCUCCGGCGACAACCGGCGCUUCAUCACGGACCGGCAGCUCGACCCGCAAUCGGGACGCCGCCGCGGCAGCACUCUACGACUUUGACGGAGCCGGUGACUCUCCGGUGCCUAGCCCCAUCGGCGGAAGCUCGCGCAAGUACGGCGACCGGGGUAGCAACCGCGACAGUAUGCCUCCCAAGGCAGAUAGCGUCGAGCCACAGGGUUCCACGGGCUCCAACACGGCAGGUUCAUCGUCAGGUGCCUUGGGGUCAAGCGCUUCCUCUGCAGCUCGAAGCAAGAUAUCGUUCUCCAAAGGAGACAAGGUAGCGUUCAAGCGGAAGAAAGAUGAGCCGCAGCAGGGUGAAGCACCAUAUGAUUGGAUACUAGGUGAGGUGGUCGGCGUCAUUGGCGAAGGCAAGAGCCGGCGGUACAAGUGCUUGGAUGUGGAGCCGGAGGACAACGUCAAGCCGAAGGAGUACAAGACCUUUGCGUCGGGCAUGAUACCGAUCCCGGCGGAGAACCAGACACACAAUCUCGCUAAGCUGGAGGCGGGCAGGAUGGUCCUCGGGCUCUACCCGCAGACAACGGCAUUUUACGCAGCAGACGUUGUCGGCACGGAGCCGGACGGCAAGACGGUCAACCUCAAGUUUCAUGGCGAAAACGACUCAUCGACUACGCAUCAGGUGGAGCGGCGCUACGUGCUGGAGUACCGGCCCUGAACCCAAGAGGACAAGGUCCCCGAGAUGCAGAUGCACCAGAUGAUCCAGAUCUGGUGAUGCGGAGAAGGAGAGGGCCAAACGCUCAAGUUGGGAAGUGCAUGACGUUAGCGAAGUUUUAGCGAGAGCCAUGAGCGGGCGUUCGCUUAAAGUAUUGAGUUGAGAGAGUGUGUAUUGGCCGAGAGAUCAACGGCCCGGACAUGGGAUAUCUGGUGUGUCUAUCGCCAGGUCUCAUUAAACAAACAAAAGGGGACAUGACAUGGCGGGUCGAAACGGAACUUAACAUGCUUACUAUGCAUCCAAGGCAGGGGUAGCAGCUAGCGG